Messenger RNA from Gorilla gorilla gorilla (western lowland gorilla), 8959 nucleotides. RefSeq names its product dynactin subunit 6 (gene DCTN6). Lineage: Eukaryota; Metazoa; Chordata; Mammalia; Primates; Hominidae. The record is from RefSeq and is a predicted model, not a curated record. Gene Ontology annotation, molecular function: dynein complex binding. Gene Ontology annotation, biological process: mitotic spindle organization. Bases 107 to 679 code for a protein of 190 amino acids. The transcript is spliced from 7 exons. Gene Ontology annotation, cellular component: dynactin complex.
CCCGGCUCCGCCCCUCCCCCAACCCUGCCAGGCUCUCCAAUCGCAUGUGGAAUUAUCGCUCUAUCCAGGCGGUGGUGUCGAUCUCCGCUCCAAUUGGGGCCGUACCAUGGCGGAGAAGACUCAAAAGAGUGUGAAGAUUGCUCCUGGAGCAGUUGUAUGUGUAGAAAGUGAAAUCAGAGGAGAUGUAACUAUCGGACCUCGGACAGUGAUCCACCCUAAAGCAAGAAUUAUUGCAGAAGCCGGACCAAUAGUGAUUGGCGAAGGGAACCUAAUAGAAGAACAGGCCCUUAUCAUAAAUGCUUACCCAGAUAAUAUCACUCCUGACACUGAAGAUCCAGAACCAAAACCUAUGAUCAUUGGCACCAAUAAUGUGUUUGAAGUUGGCUGUUAUUCCCAAGCCAUGAAAAUGGGAGAUAAUAAUGUCAUUGAAUCAAAAGCAUAUGUAGGCAGAAAUGUAAUAUUGACAAGUGGCUGCAUCAUUGGGGCUUGUUGCAACCUAAAUACAUUUGAAGUCAUCCCUGAGAAUACGGUGAUCUAUGGUGCAGACUGCCUUCGUCGGGUGCAGACUGAGCGACCGCAGCCCCAGACACUACAGCUGGAUUUCUUGAUGAAAAUCUUGCCAAAUUACCACCACCUAAAGAAGACUAUGAAAGGAAGCUCAACUCCAGUAAAGAACUAAGAACAGUAUAUGACAUGAAGAUAACAUUUUGUCUUUGACCACUGUCUUUUGAAUGGGCCCACAGUGUUUAUGUACUCUUAACAACUCACAGAAUAAUACAUGUUCACUUUAUUUUGUAAAAUUGGGUUGAGAGGAAACUAAUGGAGUUUCAUUGUAACUGUCCUUUGUAAUUUAUAUAAAUGUAUUAUUUUCCUAUAUCCUUGGUUCUUUUCUGAUAAUUUACAGAUUUAGCUUUUCUUUUGUUAUAUAAACUGCUAGCCACAAAUUUUAGUUAUGUAAAAGGCUACCCUUGACAAGAAAAGACAUACUGUCAUGUAUUUAUAUUCUAGCAUAGACUAAACUGAAUAAAAAUGCUGAUAACAGGACCUUUAGUAAGCAUACUUUAAUAAGUUUUUCUCCUUGAAUUAAUCUUUUCUCUUAAUUUUUAUUAUGUACUAGUUGUAUUAAAGCUAAUGUGUUUACUUUUUCCUCUUGUGGAUUUGUAGCUGUUUAAAAUUUCAGGUGAAUUUCAGUAGCUAUUGAAUUAAUUUAGACUUCACUUUGUUUUUAAGAAAAGUACAAUUUUUUCUUUUUGGUAAAACAAAAGUAAUCAGGGAAAGAUGUUUUCAGUAGAAUACAAAUUAGUGGCAUUCUUGGGUUUCUGAGGACAAUGAAACUAAAAGAAAUUUUGAAAUUAUACAAAUUUAUGAAAUUAUUAAUAUUUUAGCAUAGUACUAAUCACUAAUCAUUGAGCUUUAUUAUUCUGUUGUCUAUGUAGUGAGCAAAAUGUUGAGAAUUUUAUAAUUCCAAAUUUUUAAAAUAAUUCAAGUGCAUAAAUUUACUGGAACAUACUUCUCAACUUUUGAAUUAGUAGAUAUUGACUAAUACUAAGAUACUAAAAUACUAAGAUAUUCUCUCAAAAUUUAAUUUUUAUUUAUUUAUUUUAGAGGCAAGGAUCUCACUCUGUUACCUAGGCUGGAGUGCAGUGGCACAGUCUGCUCACAUGGAUCACUUGACCUCCUCAAACUCAAGUGAUCCUCCCGCCUCAGCCUCUUGAGUAGUUGGGACUAUAGGCAUAAGCCACCAUGCCUAGCUUUUUUAUUUUUUUUAACUUUUUGUGGAGACAGGACCUCACUGUGUUGCCUAGGCUGGUCUCAAACUCCUGACUCAAAAUUUAAUUUUUAAUUGUGAAUAGAAAAAAAUAUAUUUUUGAAUUUCUGAAACUGACAGCGCAAAUUAGCGUAAUUGUUCGAAAUUGGAAUGAUUUUGGUAAGAAUACUCAUGACUAAACUUGGAAAACUAUACUGUAGCAGAUGAAACAUUGAGCUUUUGAAAAGGAGAACAUAAAUACCCUAUUUCUGUUAACUGCUAUUUAUUCAUUUUUCAACCCCCUGGUGAUCAGUUCAGAAUGUUGUUGAUCACGGAAAUUUUCUAGAUAAAAGAAAUGAGAAAUUACAAGACAGUCUUUGAAAUUCUAUACUGGUUCUAAUGUAUUCUCUUUGGACAGGCUCUGAUAUGCUAAGUAAAUGGCCUCUCCAAACUACACAGGUACUAUGUGGGGCAGCAGUGAGAUACCUUCUAAGGACUUGAUAAGAAGAAACCACCAGAGAGUCUACACAUAGUGAGGAGAGUCUCAAUGCUUCCCAGGUACACUGUAGGUUAUUACAUGAUGUUAACUCAUUUGAGAAAAGAAAAUAACCGAAAUUAUCAACUCACCAAAAUGGGGUUUGAAGAAACAAAAUAUGACAGUGUGUAUACAGUGUUAUCCGUGAAAAGGAAGUCCUGCAUCCAAGAGAUGUGAGUAAUUCAGUGACCAAAAGUGUUCUCUACUUCAGUUAGGACUAGUUUAUCAAGACCCAAGGUAUGUGGCUUAGGGAGAACAUACCUUGAGACUUGCCACUUCUUUUGGCACUAAUUACAAGCCUAACUGAACCAUCUUCUGAUUGUUGAUAUGGCCUUUUAAGCUAUUAUUGUUUGGGAAAAGGGAGAAUUCUGCAUGAGGGCACCAACAUUUCAUUCCGCACAUAGUAAAUUUAGAGAAAUUCUCUGGUUUAUAUGUCAGUCUCAUGUGAAUUUUGUGUGUGUGGUUCUGCCCCCAAGUUUGUCAGUUUAGCCUAUGAGUUUCUAAAUAUUCUGAUGAAACAUAGUUUCUGAUUCUUCAGGAUAGAGAACCAAAGCCCAGACAGAUUAUUGCAAACUUCACUCUUUGGGGCUUCUGCAUAGCCAGGCUGUCAGCCUUCUUCUAGUGGCACUCUAUCUCACUUGAGACUACACUCAAACUGCAUCCCAAAUAUUCUAGACAAAUAAGCUAAGUGGUAAGGAGAACCCAGACAUCCAUGUGACAUGAGGUAGUAACUGGGUAGGGAAAAGAGAGAAACCACUUUAUCAAAUCAUCUUAUUGCAAUCUGGCACUAGCUCUUCGGGCAAGAUGAUGGAUCUUCACCAGUUGAACAGUGUAAGGUCUAGAAACAGUGAUGAAACUUCACUUCAUCCAUAAGCACACACUGUAGUAGUUAUGUAUGCUGUGUAACAAAUUACCCCCAAAACUAAAACAACACACAUCUUAUUAGCUCACUCAGUUUCUGAGAAUCAAGAAUCUGUGUGUGGCUUAGCUGAUGCUGGGGCUGCAGUAUUCAUUUCCAAGAUGGCACACUAACAUGGUUGUUGCCCGAAGGCCUCAGUUCAUCAUCACAUGAGCCUCUCUACAAGGCUACCUGGGUGUUCUCUUGACAUGGCAGUUGGCUUUUUCCAGAAUGAGUGAUCCCAGAGAGGGUGGAAGCCACAGGGCCUUUCAUGACCUAGUCUCUGAAGUUGCACACGAUCAUUUCCAAUGAAUUUGAUUUGUUAGAAGUGAGUCACUAAGUCCAUUCUACACUGAAGGGAUGGGGAAUUAAGCUGUACCUUUUGAAGGGAAUAGCAUCAAAGUGUUCAUGCUCAUAUUUUUAUUUUUUAUUUUAUUUAUUUAUUUAUUUAUUUAUUUUGAGACAGAGUCUUGCUCUGUCACCCGGGCUGCAGUGCAGUGGCACGAUCUCAGCCCACUGCAGCCUCUGCCUCCCAGGUUCUAGUGAUUCUCCUGCCUCAGCCUCCUGAGUAACUGGGACUACAGGUGUGUGCCACCAUGCCCGGCUCAUUUUCGUAUUUUUAAUAGACAGGGUUUCACCAUUUUGCCCAGGCUGGUCUCGAACUCCUGACCUCGGGUGAUCCACCUGCCUCAGCCUCCCAAAGUGCUGGAAUUACAGGCGUGAGCCACUGUGCCCAGCCCAUGCUCAUAUUUUUAAACUCCAGCAUGUAUGUACACAUCCAUUUACAUCUGGGUUUCUCCCAGUGCACUAUCAGCAUCUCUUUAGAGAGUCUCCACACUGGGAGGAAGAUGACUUUGGGAAGGACUGCUGUAUAUUAAUUGCCAUGGCACAUGACGUCAUCAAAGGUCAUCUUACCCACUUGAAGCCCCAUUGUGUAGUGUUUUCUGACAUCAAAUGUGUGGUUUUUCCAACACCAGCAACCGAUUCUCCAACACCAACUGAAUGUCCAGCAAUUCAGAACAGUUCUGGUGCUAUCUGGAGUUAGCCCAGACCCCACACUCCCAUAAAACUACCCCCACUUCAUUUGCCAGCAUCAAAUAGGGUACUCAAACUACCCGUACUUCUGCCCAGCCAACUGCAAAUUAGGGUAUUCUCAUGAUCCUUCAGGCUCAAUAAUUCUCUAGAAUGAUUCAGAGAACUCAGGGAAGUGUGUAUUUACUACUGCAGAUGUAUUACAAGGAUACAACUCGGAACAGCUGAAAGCAAGAAGUACCAAGGCCGUGGGAUGGGAUGGGAUGGCACAGGGUUUCCAUUCCUUCUUUGAGCAUGUCAGCCUCCCAGCACAGCACCAGCCUCGAAGCUUUCCAAAUCUAAUCAUUCAGGAGUUUUUAUGAUCCGGUCUGUAGCCCCUCUAACCUCCCUGGAGUUCGUGAGUCAGGGCUGAGAGUUCUGAUCCUCUAGCCCUAUGUUCUCAUUAGCAUACAAAAGACAGUACAUUCUGGCCAGGCAUGGUGGCUUAUGCCUGCAAUCCCAGCACUUUGGGAGAUUGAGGUGGGCAGAUAACUUGAGGUCAGGAGUUCAAGACCAGCCUGGCCGACAUGGUGAAACCCCAUCUCUACUAAAAAUACAAAAAUUAGCCAGGCAUGGUGGUGGGCACCUGUAAUCCCAACUACUUGGGAGGCUGAGGCAGAAUUGCUUGAACUCGGGAGGCAGAGGUUGCAGUGAGCCAAGAUGGCACCACUGCACUCCACCUGAGAGCAAGACUCCGUCUCAAGAAAAAAAAAAAAAAAAACCCAGUAAUUUCCAAGGGUCUGAGAAGCUCUGUGCCAGGGACCAGGGACAAAGACCAAAUAUUUUUUAUUUUGCCACACCUACUACUUAGCAAUUUAGAUUACUUUCCCUUAAAUAUAACAAAUUCCAUUAAGCAUCAGUUUAAGUUGAGGCGUAACAGAAAUUAUUAUUAACAAAAACCUUGAGAGAUAAGAAUACUGAGCGGGAGAAAUAAUAGAAGAACUAUUUUAACCCUAAUGUACUUUGUCAAGUCUGACUUUUUAAAAAAUCGCAUUUAUUAAGCUUGCAUAGAGCUGACUACAUGCCAAGCACUAUUAAAAGCAGUUUACAUGUAACUUGUUAAUUGCACAUUAUUUCCUUUAAUUGUCUUAAUCAGGUAGGUGAUAUUACUAUCCUUAUUUUGCAGAACUGGAAAUUGAGGCACAAAGAGGUUAAGUAACUGCCAGAGGUCCACUCAGCUAGUAAGUGGCAUUUUGGCUGCAGAGUUCAUGAUCUUAAGCAUAUUCUCUGUUGCUUUAUUGGAAGACUAAAUCUUUUAAGGUAGAUAUUCUUAUAAUUCAGUGGGCUUCCUAAAUGCGAAUGGGGAAAACAGAUGUGGAUUCACCUUUCCUAAAGGCUUUGCCUCUCUUUAAACUCUUAAACUGAGUGAUCCUCUCUGGGAUCACUCAUUCUGGAAAAAGCCAACUGCCAUGUCAAGGGAACACCCAGGUAGCCUUGUAGAGAGGCUCAUGUGAUGAUGAACUGAGGCCUUCGGGCAACAACCAUGUUAGUGUGCCAUCUUGGAAAUGAAUACUGCAGCCCCAGCAUCAGCUAAGCCACACACAGAUUCUUGAUUCUCAGAAACUGAGUAAGCUGGGAUUACAGGUGUGAGCCAUUGUGCCCAGUCUGGGUCUGCUUGUUAUAACUAAUUAACUGUAGUGGUAAUUUGUGGUGGUGUUUUGUUCUGUUUUUUAGUGUGUGUGUGUUUUACUGGUAAAAGUAAUACAUUAAUAAUUUCAUUUUACACAGUUUAGGAGGUGGGGAGAAAACACUUCUGAUUCCAUGGCCCCACCUCAAGCACCACCACUUGAAUCGUUUUGGGGCUAAUUUUUAAUGUGCAAUCCAAGGUGAAUGAAGAUCUCUCAGACACAUGCACCUUAAAGCUUCACAAUUCCCAUGUAGACCUGCUGUUUUAACACAAGAGGGCUCCAGAGACAGGAUAGUCCCCCCAUAGUGUCUAACAAAUGGGUGCUCUUGGAGAGUUUUAUUUAUUUAUUUAUUUUUAUUUGAAGACAGGGGCUGGCUGUGUUACCCAGGCUGGAAGACAUGACUCACUGCACCCUCAACCUCCUGGGCUCAAGCAAUCCUCCUGCCUCAGCCUCCUGAGAAGCUGGGACCACAGGCUUGUGCUACCAGGCCCAGCUAAUUUUUAAAUUUUUUUUUGUGGAGAUGGAGUCUCCCUAUGUUUCCCAGGAUGAUCUCGAAUUCCUGGGCUCAAGUUGUCCGCCUGCCUGGGCCUCCCAAAGUGCCAGGAUUACAGGCAUGAGCCAUCGCUCUUUCUGACCCAUUUUAAGGAUACUUUAGACUUUAAUACUUUAUUAAACAAAACUAGGAGCAGUUCCUUUCCUGUCUCCUUUAAAGGGUGUUGUAUUUAAAUAUUUUAGAGCAUUUAGCUGGGACUAGGUUCAUGACACUAAACACAUGCAAAUGGAGGCUCAGGCUUUGAGAAGAGAAUCACUGUCAGGCCCGCUAGAGACCCAGCCAAGAAUGGAUUGCCCAAGCCUUCAUUGUCAGCAUCCCUCUCCACAGGGUUUCAGCACUGCUCACCUUCAUGAAAGUUUGGUGCUAAGUCCCUGAAUUUAGACUUUCUUUUUUCCUUUUUUAAAUUUUCAGUGACAGGGACUCACCAUGUUGACCAGGCUGCUCUUGAACUCCUGGACUCAAGCCACCCUCCUGCCUCAGCCUCCCAACGUGCUGGGAUUACAGGCAUGAGCCACCAUGGCCUGCCUAGCUUUUCCAUUUCUUAAACUAACUCAGCUUUCGUUAGCUACCUAUAUGGUUCAGACUUUUAAGCCAGUCUCUGCUCUCAGUGAAAAAUAAUGCCUGAUGCUCAGAAUCCAAAUUUCCCCUACUAUGAAGUCGUCUGCUCCUUGGUAGGCUAAUCACUGCUCUCUCUGAGUUGUAUGCUUUCCAAAAAUCAGUUGUAUUUGGCCGGCCAUGGUGGCUCACGCCUGUAAUCCCAGCACUUUGGGAGGCCAAGGUGGGCAGAUCACUUGAGGACAGUCCAAGACCAGCCUGCCAACAUGAUGAAACCCCAUCUCUAUUAAAAAUACAAAAGUUAGCUGGGCAUGGUAGUGGGCCCCUGUAAUCCCAGCUACUCAGGAGGCUGAGGCAGGAGAAUUGUUUGAGCCUAGGAGGCGGGGGCUGCAGUAAGCCAAGACUGUGCUGCUGCACUCCUGCCUGGGCAACAGAGCAAGACUCCAUCUCAAAAAAAAAAAAAAAAAAUCAGUUGUAUUUGUUCCAAAACUUGUUUUUGCAAGUUGUACUUAAUAACGAUGUAAUUUAAUUCAAUAUUACCAAAAUCAAACAAUUAUGAGUGUGAAGAGAGUAAUCUCUAUGAAAAAAAGUUGAAAACUUGGGAAAGACCUGAUAAAGACGUGUUAUUAAAGAAAAAAAUGCUGUGGAAUUAGGUGUGGGCAAAGCAACCAUGAAUGUUUGGAAGGGAGAGAAAAGUAUCAAAAUAUAGGACUUUGCCCUCAUUUUGUUUCACAAGUGUCUUGAGUCCUCAUUCUACUGAAGCUGAAAUUGAUAAUGCUUCUUGCUGUGCUAAUCAAUGUCCUCUGUGCAGCCACAUCAGCAGGCCCACACGCAAAGAAAAGGUCUUAGCCUGACAUCAAAGGAAUGAUGGGUAGAUAAACCUGUUUAUAUUUUAAAUUAAAAAUAAAAUUUUGAAGAUAUAUAUAAUAAUUUUAUGAAGCCCCAUAUAGCUGACUUUUUUCUUUAACCAACCAACUACAGAUUCUGACUGCGUAGUCAGGAUGGCCAGGUGCAGUAGCUCACGCCUCUAAUCCCAGCACUUUGGGAGGCUGAGGUGGGUGGAUUGCUUCAGCCCAGGAGUUUGAGACCAGCCACACCUCAUCUCUAUUAAAAAAAAAAGAAGAAGAAGAAGAAUCAGAAUUUCUGCAGUAUAGUUCCAGGAGCUGCCAAACAGUGGUAUAAGGAAAUGAAUUGCCUGGGCCUCAACACAUCCUCAGUGUCAGUGACACAUGUAUAGUUUCAAAUGAAUAACCUCUUUUUAUGAAGAUUAUACUUUGGCAUCCCUUAUUGGUAGGCUAGCUGUGCUUGAUUGUAACAGAAUAGAUUUUUAGGACUUAAUCAUCAUUAAUGUAUCUGUAUUAGUCUGUUUUCACACUGCUGAUGAAGACAUACCGGAGAAUGGGCAAUUUACAAAAGAAAGAGGUUGACUGGACUUACAGUUCCACGUGGCUGGAAGGCCUCACAAUCAUGGCAGAAGGUGAAAGGCACAUCUCACAUGGUGGCAGACAAGAAAAGAGGGCUUGUGCAGGGAAACUCCCGUUUUUAAAACCAUCGGAUCUUGUGAGACUGAGACCGAGACCAACUCACUAUCACAAGAACGGAACAGGAAAGAGUCACCCCCAUGAUUCAAUCACCUUCCACCAGGUUUCUCCCACAACGUGUGGGAAUUGUGGGAGUUGCAAUUCAAGAUGAGAUUUAGGUGGACAUGCAGCCAAACCAUAUCAGUAUCUACACUUGUUUGUUCAGAGAACAAUUUCAAGUCUUUCAACUUAUCCUGCAACUGUGCCUAAAAUAUGUUCCUUUUUUACUUAAGGCUACCUGGCACUGCUGUAGAUGUGUAAUAUAUUUUGCUUAAAUGCUUAGCAUGAAAGGGAAGACUUCCACUUUUGGUUGCUGUAACCAGUGAACUUUUGCCAUUAUGUUCAGUAGACUUUGUAAUCAGAAAAAAAUAAAAUGACCAUAUUGAAUCCCA